This is a messenger RNA of Vespa crabro (European hornet), 3307 nucleotides long. RefSeq names its product long-chain fatty acid transport protein 4-like. Gene Ontology annotation, cellular component: endoplasmic reticulum. Gene Ontology annotation, biological process: triglyceride homeostasis. The coding region runs from base 84 to 2027 and encodes 647 amino acids. The record is from RefSeq and is a predicted model, not a curated record. The transcript has 10 exons. Gene Ontology annotation, molecular function: long-chain fatty acid transmembrane transporter activity; long-chain fatty acid-CoA ligase activity. NCBI's taxonomy places the organism in Eukaryota, Metazoa, Arthropoda, Insecta, Hymenoptera, Vespidae.
AUUCACAGUAGCUUUUAAGGGAGCGCAGCGUAGCUUUCGGAUUAUACAACUGCACACUUUUCACGUAAGGUGACCCAGUUAAAAUGGACAUCAGGUUACUUCUUGUUUUUGCUAUUGUCGGUUUAAUGGCCACCGGCUUAACAGCAAGGAUCGGAUUUUUAGGAAGAAUUGCUCAAAUACUUUUGGCCGCCACCCUUAUCCCAUUAAUUUGCAAGUUUCAUCGAAAGUUCUACGUCAUUUUGAAGACACUGCCAAGGGAUAUCAAAUUCCUCUAUCGGUAUGUGAAUGCUAAUCGAGAUCUGAAAAGUUUCGUUAGAAAUAAUACAACGGUUAUGAAAAUUUUCCAAGAACGAGCACGUCUUUAUCCAGAUAAACCAUGUUUUAUUUUCGAAGGAUGUACUUGGACUAACGAAGAUAUUGACAAAUAUAGUAAUCGAAUAGCAAAUAUUUUUAAAGAAGCUGGAUAUGGUAAAGGUGAUGCCGUAGCACUUUUGAUGCUUAACAGACCGGAAUAUAUCGCAACUUGGCUUGGAUUGGGUAAGAUAGGUGUGAUAACAGCUUUGAUUAAUACCAAUUUACGUCAACAAUGUUUAAGCCAUUGCCUGACAGUUGCGAAAGUUAAAAGCAUAAUUUAUACCGAGGAAUUUUCCUUAGCAAUCGAAGAUAUUUCAGAUUCUAUUGAAGGAAUAAUCAAGUAUAAACAAGGUGGCAAUUUCGAAGGAUAUAACGGGGAUAUCAAAAAUUUGGAUAAACUAAUAGCAGAUGCUAGCAUAAAACAACCAGAUGUUGAUAAUGAACCUGGUUAUAAAGAUGAUUUGUUGUAUAUAUAUACCAGUGGUACAACUGGUUUACCCAAAGUGGCUAUUGUACCAAAUUCAAGAUUCCUACUCGUCAUAACGGCAACUUAUCAUAUGCUGGGAUUGAAGAAGAAUAGUGAUAUUUUAUAUAAUCCUAUUCCAUUAUAUCAUAUGUCUGGUGGAUUAGUAGGGACAGGUUGUGCACUUACCAAAGGUAUUCCAAGUGUUUUAAGAAGUAAAUUUUCUGUCAGUGCUUAUUGGACUGAUUGCAUCAAGUAUAAAUGCACGUUGGCACAAUAUAUCGGCGAAAUGUGUCGAUAUUUAUUAAAAGCUCCACCACGUCCGGAAGAUAAAACUCAUUCGAUUAGACUAAUGGUCGGAAAUGGUAUGAGACCACAAAUUUGGCAAGAGUUCGUUGAUCGUUUUAAAAUCGAACAAAUUACGGAAGUCUAUGGAUCGAGCGAAGGCAAUGCUAAUAUUGUUAAUGUCGACAAUCAAGUUGGAGCAGUUGGUUUUGUUCCAUCAAUAUUACCUAAAUUUCUUCAUCCAGUUGCUCUUAUUCGUGUGAAUCCUGACACGUGCGAACCAAUUAGGGGUAAAGAUGGAUUAUGCAUACGAACUGAAAUAAAUGAACCAGGUAUGCUAAUAGGAUUGAUAAAACAAGGAAAUGUAGAGAGAGAAUUUAAUGGAUAUUUGGAUAAGGAAGCAUCACGAAAGAAAGUAGUAGAGAAUGUAUUCUGUAAGGGUGAUAAAGCAUUUCUUUCAGGUGACAUUUUAAUACAGGAUGAAUUUGGAUACUUUUAUUUCAAGGAUAGAACAGGUGAUACUUUCAGGUGGAAAGGUGAAAAUGUUGCUACUGCUGAGGUGGAAGGUGUUAUCAGUAAUGUUGCUGGGUAUAGAGAUACAACUGUUUACGGAGUACAGAUACCUGGUGUAGAAGGAAAAGCAGGAAUGGCAGCAAUAGUAGACCCUGAGAGUUUAAUAGACUUUAAAGCACUUGCUGAGGGUUUAGACAAAGCUUUACCUUCCUACGCAAGACCAAUUUUCUUAAGGAUUGUCAAAGAAUUAGAAAUGACAAGUACAUUUAAAUUGAAAAAAAUUGGCCUUCAAAAUGAAGGAUUUGAUCCUAAUAAGAUUCAAGAUAAAGUGUAUUUUCGAUCAGAUAAAGAAUAUGUCGAAGUUACACCCGAGCUAUAUCAAAAAAUUAUAUCGGGAUCUACCAAGUUGUAAUUAGCAAUACUUUUCUUUCUUUUUUUUUUUUGUUUUGUUUUCGUAAUGGGGAACUCUAUAAAUGUGUAAAAUUGAUCGGAUUAGGGCGCAUGGAUUAGACAGCUUUUUUUUACAUACGAGAAACCAUUUGAAUUGACAUUAACAAUUUAUGAUCUCGUAUCGCACACAACAAUUUCAUUGUAUAAUACGUGAAUAUAAUCUCACGUACAUAUAUCUUAAAUAUGGAAUUAUAUGAAAAAAUAUAAUCCACGAUACUAUUAAAAUAUUCAGGAAUAUGCAGAUUCUAAACCUGCAAAUUAGUAACUAUCGAUUUCUAUUACAAGAGAAAUCAAAAUCGUGCAAAUUAAUCGUGAUUUGAUAAAAAUCAACUUAGUUAAACACUUUGCAUAGAUAAUAAAUUAAAGGAAAUAAGUAUUUUGAUGUUAAAGGCGCCACUUUAUAAACUAGAGGAAUAUCUUAUUACUUUUCACAAUAUUUUCAUUGAUAAAUACAGUGAAAAUUCAAUUGUCAAAAAUUAUCACUUUUUAGAUUGUUUGAAUUUAUAACUUUGAGAUCUCAUUUUAUCUACAUUGUAUUUAUUCACACUAGAUACAAUAUUAUGUGGUAUAGAUAUUGUAAAAAAAGAUCUCCCUUAUUUUAGGAAUCAUAAUGUAAACAAACUCAUAUAAAUAAUACAUUCCUUGUUCAACAUUGAGUCCAAUUAAACAACCAUCCAAAUUUUUAACAUUAAUGUAAAUAGUACAAGCUAAAUAAAAAGAUCUUUUCUUAAAAUUUCUAAAAUUUCGAUAUCAUGUUUUUGGUAAUAUAAUUAUUAAUUAUUUUCUUUAUAAAAAUUUAUAUUGUUUAUAUAAUUAAUAUAUAUAUAUAUAUAAUGUAAGAUCUCUUUGAUUUAAAAAAAAAGAUUUUACUAAAGAUAUUAAAUAUAUAUUGCACAGUAUGCUUUAACCUAACAUUUGCACUAAUAAUAUAUUUAAUAAACACUUAUUCUUUAUGUAAGAAAAAGAAUUCAAUAAGAAUUAAUAAUUUUGAUCAGUAUUUUGUUUUAUAUGUUAUUUCGAGUGUCAUUAUAAUAUGUAUGUAUCAUUAUAAUGAUAUUCUAAGCAAUUUCACAAAAAUUUAUGGAACAAUAAAUAUUUCCUACCUAAUCACUUUUGAAAAUAAUACUUGGUUAAGAAAUUGUAUUGUAGUAAAUUUGAUGAAAUUAUAAGUUAAAAAUUAUGUUUGUUAGAAAUUCAGUAAAUUCUAAUUGUUGUUUGACAGAAAUAUAAUUAUUUUAAUGA